AUGAAUGGCAGCUCCGCUGGCGGCGCCUCUACGGGCGAGGCGUCGGCGGCGCGGUUCCUCCUCUCCGGCGCCACAAACAAUCCCAACACCUCUUGGCUCGACUACUUUGGCCUGCCAGACGACCUCGGCGAGUGGACGAUCGACGACGUCCGAUCGACGGUUGCGACGAUGACCAUCACAGUGGCGGACUUUGAGCACUAUCUGGCGACCGUCGGAGAGCCGUUCCGGUUCCUCGCGACUCACCGCCCAAACGGCGGGGGAGGAGGAGGAGGAGGAGAGGGCGAGGCGCUCUCCAACGGGCACGGCGGAGGCGCAGCGGGCAACGGCGGGCGGGCGAUCGCUGCCGACGUGACCGAGCGGCUCGGCGCGUCUCCUCAGUCGUGCGCCGUCCCGCAAGUGGUGUUUGAGGAGCGGUUCGACCUCACCGACCCGAGCACCUUCGCCGUCUUCUCGCCGGAGGGAGCGCCGCACGCCACUCUAGUGACGAUCGAGCGGAUGACCAACUACCUCGACCAGGUCGAGAUCACGCUGCUGGGCGAGGUCUCCUCGCGAGCGGAAGGCUUCUUCGAGGCGCUCGUCUCGUAUGACCGGCUCGGCGCCGAGGUCGAGGCGGGCGUGCGGCAGCUGGCGGCGAUGCGUGAGCGGCUGCGAGACCUCGAGACCAACUUGGUGCACCAGCCGCUGCACCUGCCUCGCCUCGUGCGCCGCCGCUCCAACACAGUUGCGCUCGACGAGAAGCUGCGGCUGCUGCUCGCCGUGGUACAGACGCAGCCCACCAUCCACCAGCUGCUGGCGGCGGGCGACUUCCCCGGCGCUCUGGAGCUGAUCGCGUCGUCGCAGAGUCUGCUGGCGUCCGAGCUGUCUGGAGUGAGUAGCCUCGCAGGGAUCGCCACGGGCUUGGAGGAGACCAAGGCAGUCAUCGAGCGGACUAUGGCGCAUGAGCUGAUGGAGGUGGCGCUCGGGUACGACCCGUCGCAAGGUCCGCCAGCCAUGCCUGUCGAGGCACUCUCGUCGGAGCUCGACGUCCGGCUGGAGCUCGAGCCGCGCGCGUACGAGGGAGUGAUGGCAUCGAUCGCGGCCCCGCUGCUGGUGCUGCUGCGCCGCGCCUCCGCGAUCGACGCCACGCUGCAGCGGGCGUCGUCGGAGCUGUGCGGAGGGCUGUGUGACAUCGCUGCGGAGCGCCUCUGCGCCUUGGCGGACGACUUUGCCGCCGACGUUGCGCAUCUGAGCGGAAGGGGCUGUGCGGCGGUGUCGGCGGAGGCCGCGGCGCAGGCGAAGGCAUUCGUGGACGCCCUCCUACUCAUUCACUACUUCAUCCGCGUAGCGACCAAGAAGCUCGAGGCGACGGUGGAGCAGGAGGCGUGGGGGCAGGUCGAGGUGCCGGCAGAGUACCAGCGGCUCGUCGACUCCAUCGCCGCCAACCAAGUGCCGGAGGCGCCGCCCGCAUCCGCCGCCGACCACCUCUCGGCCGCCGCCGCCGUCUCCGCGGCGGUCGGGUCGGCGGAGGCGGAGCCGGAGGCGGAGCGGCAGCCGAGCCGCGCGUCGGACAUCGUUGUCUCGGGCGCGGGGUACAAGGUGGUCGGCUCGGGCCUCAUCCUCCUCUCCACCGUCGUGCACUACCUGCAGUGCGGCGCCGCGGUGCCCGCCGUCGCUCCGCCCAUCGCGCACGCGCUCCCCGUGCUGCUGCGCGGCUACCACACCCACGCCUACAAGCAAGUGCUGAUGGCGGGCGCGAUGCUGCCGACCUCGGCAGGACUCAAGUCCAUCUCCUUCAAGCACCUCGCGCUCUCCUCGCAAAGCCUCGGCGUCCUCCUCGCGCUGCUGCCGCACCUCAAGGCGAUCCUCGCAGCCUACCUGCCGGAGGCGCAGCGGCACGCGCUCAAGGAGUUCGACGGCGUCGAGUCGGACCUCGAGGCGCACCAGCAGCAGAUCUUCGCAAAGUUCGUCUCCAUCCUCGAGGAGCGGCGCCGCGGGCGAGUGAAGGACCUCUCCGCCGCGCUGGCGCCGCCGCAGGCGGGCGCACAGCGGCAGCCCGAGCCGUCGGCAAACAUCAAGGCGGUGGCCGCCGACUUGCGCGCCGUGUACAAGACGCUGCGCGACCUGCUGACGCCGCAGCAGCUGCACAAGGUGUUUGAGCUGAUCCUCACUGCCUUCGACGCCGGCCUCCUCGAAGCGUACCGCGGAGUCGACACGGCGCCCGCCUUUUCGCGGCAGUGCAUCGUGCAGGACGUGCAGUUCUUGCGCAAGGAGGUGGCGCGGCUGCACCUCUCGCUGCCAAGCGGCUGCUGCCCAAACCUGGUCGCCUUCGCGCUCGCGCUGCCGACCAUGUCCAGUUUUAACGUGACCGAGGACGAGCGUCCCGACCGGACCCGCUUCGGAGUCGGGGACUUCUGA
This is a messenger RNA of Emiliania huxleyi CCMP1516, 2394 nucleotides long. It is a transcript of the gene VPS54, whose product is annotated as vacuolar protein sorting 54. The transcript has 22 exons. The record is from RefSeq and is a predicted model, not a curated record. Bases 1 to 2394 code for a protein of 797 amino acids. Gene Ontology annotation, cellular component: GARP complex. Gene Ontology annotation, molecular function: syntaxin binding. Gene Ontology annotation, biological process: retrograde transport, endosome to Golgi; Golgi to vacuole transport. Lineage: Eukaryota; Haptophyta; Isochrysidales; Noelaerhabdaceae.